Naegleria lovaniensis is the source of this 1182-nucleotide messenger RNA. RefSeq lists its product as uncharacterized. Lineage: Eukaryota; Heterolobosea; Eutetramitea; Acrasida; Naegleriidae. Gene Ontology annotation, biological process: phosphate ion transmembrane transport. The record is from RefSeq and is a predicted model, not a curated record. The transcript has 4 exons. Gene Ontology annotation, cellular component: ATP-binding cassette (ABC) transporter complex. The coding region runs from base 1 to 1182 and encodes 393 amino acids. Gene Ontology annotation, molecular function: phosphate ion binding.
AUGCUUCAUUCUCGAACGUUCUCAGUUGCUCUUGCAGUGGUUUUAACUCUUCUCUCUUUACAAAUCAUGACGACAUGCUGUGUCACAGCCAGUUUUCCUGCUUCAAACGUUGAGAUUGCAGGAGGUGGUUCAUCAUUAUCCGAAGGAGUACAUAAAUCACUGAGUCAACAAUUUUCCAUCAAUCACUUUACCAAUAACAUUGAACUCACUUACAAUCCUGUAGGCAGUAGUACUGGAAUUACAAAUUUACUUCCCUUCACAAGCAACCCAUUCGAUUAUGCUGGAAGUGAAGUCAUUCCUUCUACAACUCAAUACGAUCAAGUACCAGGACUUCAAGUACUUCCUUUCAUUGGAGUCAAUGUUUUAAUCAUUUACCAUUUACCAGAAUUAUCCAGUUCUGACAAAUUAAUUUUGGAUCGAAAAGUAUUGGUGGAUAUCUUUGCUGGAAGAAUUGCUAAUUGGAAUGAUGCUUCGAUUACUGCUCUGAAUCCUUCCAUCGCCAGUAAAUUACCAAAUCAACCUAUUAAGCGUGUCGUACGAUCUGACUCUUCAGGCACCACUGAAUUAUUCACAAGUGCAUUGACCGCUUUUGCUUCCAAUGGAGCCACUACAUGGCCUCUCGGAACAGUCGCAUCUGCUACCACUUGGCCCAAUGAAAAUUCAUCCAAUAUUUCCAAACAAAAAGGAAGUUCUGGAGUUGCUAAUUAUGUCCUUCUCAAUGCUUAUACCAUUGCAUACAACACACCUGAUUCCAUUAUUGAACAACCUUCAGCUUCAAUCAUUAAUGCUGCUGGAAAUGCUGUUGCUGCCACUGAAGAAACAUGUAAAAGUGCCAUGUCUGAUUUCAAAGAUGCAUUCGAUAGUCGUUUCACUGCAAAUAUCGUGAAUGCGCCUGGUGCAAAUAGUUAUCCAAUUUCAGGCUAUUCUUAUUUGAUUUAUAAGAGCAAAUCCAUGGAAGAAUGUAACGCUGCCAAAGUUCUCUAUCGAUACUUCAUGUUCCUUUAUUCAUCUGAGGCUGAGGCGUUUAUUAUUUCUUCUACUUUUGUUCCACUCCCUUCUGAUAUUCAAGCUAGAAUUAGAAAUGAUUAUUUGAGCAAAUGGAUUUGUACGUCCACAGAAAGUGUAGUCACCACUGAUUCUGAUUUAGUGGCUCCAAUAUUGUUGGCUAUUUUGGUGGAUUGA